This is a messenger RNA of Mesorhabditis spiculigera, 4272 nucleotides long. The record is from the annotation of a GenBank genome assembly. NCBI's taxonomy places the organism in Eukaryota, Metazoa, Nematoda, Chromadorea, Rhabditida, Rhabditidae.
AUGACUUCUGAAGUCCUUGAUCUGCUCAAGAACCUCGACCUCUCCGAGCCGAAGAAGCUGCCACCGGGCAAGAGCGGCAAGCCGACGAAGAUCGCCACCAAUUCGUAUCGUCUCACGAUCGCGAAGGGCCACGCCAUCUUCAAGUACGAUGUUCGCAUCUACGAGACCUACGUCAACAAGCAGGGCGUCGCUUCGCUGAAAGAACUUUGCAAGCAGACCAAAGACGACUUCACCGAGCAAGAUCGCAAGGCGAAGACGGUCUUCCUGCUCAAGCUGUUGACGGAGAAGAAGUUGCUGCCGUUCGGAAAGCUCGAAGAAGUCGUGUAUGAUCGCGCGGCGAUCCUCUUCAGCCUGAAGAAGUACCCGGCGGUCAACAAGCUCUUCGAUGCGGCUACCCUCAAGGAUAUGAACUACAAGUGCUCUGAGGAAUGCACCGGCGUACAAUUCGAGCUCAAGCCCGUUACCGAGGACUACGCUCUGAUAACCGACGAUGCCUUCCGGGAUGGUGAUGGUAACAUCUUGGAGUUCCUGAACCUGCUGACGUCUCAACACGCUUUCGUCCGCACCGACAAGUUCAUCGUCUACCAGUCGAACCGUGCCUUCCUCUUCGACCCCUCUGAGGCCGGAUUCCGCGAGGCCGAUUGCCCCGCCCUUCCGGACGGCAAGUACCUCGGAAUUGGAUGCGGCAAGAGCGUGCACAUCGCCGAAGGCGCUUCGAAGGGCAACGUCGGCCCCAUCGUCACCGUUGACGUGAUCAAGACGGCCUUCCAUGGCGAAAACGUCGGCCUCCACAUCAAGGUGGCGGCCAUCUUGAACUGCCCGGUCGAUAAGCUGGAGAGCAUCUACUCGCCCGACAAGCUGGUUCGAAUCAAAGACCAACUGAAAGGUCUCACGGUGCAACCGAGCUACCUGAAAACCCAGCGGGUCAUCAAGAUCAAGCAGACGGGGCUCUCGGCGAACAAGCACGAGCUCGAUAUUGAUGGAAAGAAGCUGACGGUGACCAAAUACUUCCUGCAGAAAUACAAUAUUCAGCUCAAGUACCCAUCGUACACGGUCGUUGACGACCGCGGCUCGGUCUACCCAAUCGAAUGUCUCAUCGUCGCCCCGAAUCAGCGUGUCAGCGGAAGUCAGCAGUCGCCGGACCAGAUGAAAACCCAGAUCAAGGCCAAAUGGUCGAACAACGGCUUCGCCAAACCGGCGGUGGUGGCUGAUUGGGUUGUCUUCCUUCUUCUCGACGAAAGGGACUCUCGAACGAAUCCGAUCAACGAGGCGAAGAGGGUCGCCAAGACCCUGAUGGACAUCGGCCGACAAAAUGGCAUGCACGUCGGAGAGCCGAAGGAAUAUUUGUCGGUGGACCGCUUUAAGUUGACCAACGCCUUCGAGGAGGCCAAGAAGAAGGCCGUCAAGUUCAUCUUGUUCCUCCAGAGCGGCACGCUUCAUCACCAUGGGGAAAUCAAGGCCCUGGAGCAGAAGUACCAGAUCCUCACACAGGAUCUCCAGUACAAGCGCACCACCGAGACUGGCCGCCGCGACACCAUGAAGAAUAUCGUGCAAAAGAUGAAUAUGAACCGGUUCAAGGUCUCUUACGGCGCUAUCCCGGAGACGAUCUGGCUGUACCGCAACGGCGCCUCCGAGGGCCAAUUUCCUGUGUUGCUGAACAAGGAAAUCCCGCUGUUCUACCAGGCCGUCCACGAGUUGACCAAGGGCUCCUACAACCCGAAGCUCGUUUAUAUUGCUGUCAGCAAGGACCACGUCCAUCGCUUCUACCCGGAGAAUUGCCAGGGAGGCUCGGCGACGCUCCAAAACGUUCGCCCGGGCACCGUCAUCGACAACGGCAUCGUCUCGCCUUCUCGCAGCGAAUUCUUUUUGAACGCUCAUCUGGCCUUCCAGGGAACGGCGAAGGCGCCGAAAUACACCAUCCUUCGAAAUGGCAGUGAUGUGAACAAGCCUAUCUACACCAUGGACCAGAUCCAAGAGCUGACGCAUGCCCUGACCUUUCUCCAUGGAAUCGUCAGUAUGGCCAUCUCCCUUCCAGCCCCGCUGCGCGUUGCCUCGGAAAGCGCCAAGCGCGGCAGCUCCAACUACACCCAGGAGCGCAUCAAGCCAGUUCACGGCAAUGUCGACCUGGAGGACAUUGAAGUGCUCAACAAGGAGAUGGUCUACAGCGGCCGCCAACUCUCCAAGAAAGAUCCGCAUUUGCAAGAAAAAAUGACUUCCGAAGUCGUUGAUCUGCUCAAGAACAUCGAUCUCUCCGAGCCGAAGAAGCUGCCACCGGGCAAGAGCGGCAAGCCGACCAAGAUCGCCACCAAUUCGUAUCGUCUCACGAUCGAGAAGGGCCACACGAUCUUCAAGUACGAUGUUCGCAUCUACGAGACCUACGUCAACAAGCAGGGCGUCGCUUCGCUGAAAGAACUUUGCAAGCAGACCAAGGACGACUUCACCGAGCAAGAUCGCAAGGCGAAGACGGUCUUCCUGCUCAAGAUGCUGACGGAGAAGAAGUUGCUGCCGUUCGGAAAGCUCGAAGAAGUCGUGUACGAUCGCGCGGCGAUCCUCUUCAGCCUGAAGAAGUACCCGGCGGUCAACAAGCUCUUCGAUGCGGCUACCCUCAAGGAUAUGAACUACAAGUGCUCUGAGGAAUGCACCGGCGUACAAUUUGAGCUCAAGCCCGUUGCCGAGGACUACGCGCUGAAAACGGACGACGCCUUCCGGGAUGGUAAUGGAAACAUCUUCGUGUUCCUGAACCUGCUGACGUCCCAGCAUGCUUUUGUCUGCACGGACAAGUUCAUCGUCUACCAGUCGAACAAGGCCUUCCUCUUCGACCCCUCUGAGGCCGGAUUCCGCGAGGCCGAUUGCCCCGCCCUUCCGGACGGCAAGUACCUCGGAAUUGGAUGCGGCAAGAGCGUGCACAUCGCCGAAGGCGCUUCGAAGGGCAACGUCGGCCCCAUCGUUACGAUUGACGUUGCCAAGACGGCUUUUCAUCGCAAAGGCAUCGAGCUUCACGUCAAGGUGGCGGCCAUCUUGAACUGCAAGGUCGAACAGCUGGAGAGCGUCUACUCUCCCGACAAGCUGAUUCGAAUCAAGGACCAACUGAAAGGAUUUACCUAUGCCCUGACAUUCCUGCAUGGAAUCGUGGACACGGCCAUUUCGCUUCCAGCCCCGCUGCGGGUCGCCUCGGAAUGCGCCAAGCGCGGCAGCUCCAACUACACCCAGGAGCGCAUCAAGCCAGUUCACGGCAAUGUCGACCUGGAGGACAUUGAAGUGCUCAACAAGGAGAUGGUCUACAGCGGCCGCCAACUCUCCAAGAACACCGGCACAGCCUGGACCUAUCUUUACGCAGUGACCUGCUUGGAGAUGUUGACAAUAAUCGGCUCGACGGUUCUUUAUAUCCCCUUUAUCAUAGUGGUGGCGACGAGCGGGCAAUUUCACAAGAACCUGCUGCGGUUGUUCAUCUUCUUUGGUUUUUGCAUGGCGAUACAUUCUGUGACGCGGGGAAUUCUGAUGCUUUUCGAGUUUCAUUUCUUACAACGAAAAGAAACGCCCGAAACCGAUGCCCUGCUUUUCCUCGUCUCGGCUGGUCGCGUCUUUUUGGCCAUAAUCUCAGCCCUAAAAAUGCCAGUGAUCGUCAUCGAGAGGCUGUUCGCUUGCUGCUUCAUCUGGGACUACGAGGAGAAGCGGCGCCCGUGGAUCUCCUAUCUUUUAAUUUAUACACAAUCGUUGUUCGCCGCUGCGAUGGGGACAUUCUUUCUCUACGCUUUUGCCUCAAACCCUCGCGUCUCGAUGAUCUGUUUCGUGGGCGGCUAUCUGGUGCUCGGAGCUGUGUUGCUGAUUGUCUACUGGCGACUUUCAGUCUACACUGACCACGUGCUCGCCGCGCUCUCUUCAAUGGCAUAUGGGCAAACGGGCUAUCUUUCUGUAAGGUAUCAAGUGGAGGAGAACAUCCGCGUGUUUCGGCUUAUGCGCCGAAUCGUAAUCGGGAACGCGGUGACCAUCACGGUUGGUUUGGGCAUAGCCACGUUGUGCUGGUUGGCGCCGCGGGAUACGCUGCGCGCGGAGAUGGGCAAAGCGUUCUGCGAGCUGUACAUUGCGUUCUAUGUCGCCAGCUUCCUCGUCGUCUGCUUGUGGGCAGUCGAAGAUUGGCGCUACAGAUUCUUUCAACUCUUAUCCAAGACGAUCCGCAUCGAGCCGAAGCCCGGCUGUCGGCCAAGCGGUUUCGUCGCCGUCGACCCAAACCUCGAAGCGACCAUCUACUUUGACUUUUAUCGAAAGGCAUGG